GUUGGAUGAAGCGGGAGGACUCGUCUCUGCCUCCAGAGGUCAUUCUCACCACAACUGCCACUUGUUGCCAAGAGCAGUCUGGGGCUCCGGCGUUCAGACACACUUCAAGUAAAGCCCUCUUCUUCAGCCCGGGACCCAGAGAGGCCACCUGGAUGUUGACUGUGGGACGUUACCUGGACUGAAGAGAAGACUCCUCUAGAUCCUGUUGGUGACAUUUCAGCGCGUCUCACAGAGAGAAGCAUGGUCGACAACACAAGUAUAGCAACUAACUCUGCUCUGCAAGGCUCUUUCUCGUCCUCCAGCAGCCUUCCCCUCCAGGCUCCCUCCGCCUCCUCCCACUGCCCGUUCCCCGGCUCACAGUCUCACCAGCCCGGCGGCGGCGGCAUGAAGCUCGAGGCGGUCAUGGAAAACCUGCAGCGGCAACAGGCGGCGCGGCUGGCCCUGGAGGAGAAGCUCCGGCAAGCGGAGAAAGAGAAGGACCUCCGCUCCAUGGUGGAGACCCAGAUCCACCAGCAAGCCCUGGCUUUCCGCCAGUACCAGGCGGCGGUGCGCGGCGCCCUGGCCGCCGGAGUUAGCGGCUCGUCCCCGGGGUUGACGUUUUCUCACAUGGAGGUCCGCAGAUCCGAGGAGCGCGGCGGCUACACCCCGGGCAGCGGCGACAAGGAGCGGGGCGAGGAGGGAGACGACGCAGAGGAGCAGGAGAUCGUGGAUGAAGAGGAGGAGGAUGAGGUGGAGGAGGACGCGGACGCGGACGCGGACGCGGACGCCGUCGGGUUAAACCACUACCAGCACCGGCAACCCUCGGUGGCUUGUCUCUCUCCGAAGAGUGCCACAAUGAAUCUCAUGGCCAGAGUCCCGGCGGCCUUCGCCUCGGCCCGGCACGGAGAGUCUCCACCGGCGCACCCCCAGUCCCAGCACCACGAGUGGACCUAUGAGGAGCAGUUCAAGCAGUUGUACGAGCUGGACGACGAUGAAAAGCGCAAAGAGUUUCUUGAUGAUCUUUUCAGUUUCAUGCAGAAACGGGGGACUCCAGUGAAUCGGAUUCCUAUCAUGGCCAAGCAGGUGUUGGAUCUCUACAUGCUCUACAAGCUCGUCACAGAAAAAGGCGGCUUAGUGGAAGUCAUCAAUAAAAAAAUAUGGCGUGAGAUCACCAAAGGCCUUAACCUCCCUACCUCUAUUACCAGUGCAGCUUUCACUCUCCGAACACAAUAUAUGAAGUACCUCUACCCGUAUGAAUGUGAAAAGCGGGGACUGAGCUCCCCCGGCGAGCUCCAGGCAGCUAUCGACAGCAACCGGCGAGAAGGCCGCCGGCAGAGCUAUGGCUCUGCGCUCUUCAACUACUCUCCCGUGGGCACCCCCUCUCUCCUGUCCUCACCAAAGAUACAGACGUCCCACCUUCCCAUGUCCACUCACCACAGCGGCCACAUCUCUCAGGUGCCUGUGAUCAAGAAAGAAGAAUCCCUGAUGUCCAGCUGCCUUCCUGGUCGGAUGGGCAUCCCCUUGUCCCCCAGCACCCACCACGCUGCCGCUGUAGCCGCCCACGCAGCGGCGGCCCAAGCUGCAGCCGCGGCUCAGACGGCGGCGGCCGUCCAGGCCACGGCCCUGGAGCAGCUCAGAGAGAAGCUGGAGAGCAGCGAACCGCCGGAGAAGAAGAUGAUGAUGGUGGCCGAGGAGCAACAGAGGAUCAUGCAGCACGCCCUGCAGCAGAACCUGCUGGCCAUGGCCACCCAGCUUCCCCUCAACAUCAAACUCAACAACAGAGAUGAUAGACAAGAGACCGCAUUGAACCUGUCUACCAACGGCAUUAGCAGCAUCAACAUGUCAAUAGAAAUAAAUGGAGUUGUCUACACAGGCAUCCUGUUUGCUCGGCAGUCGGCCAUCGCAGGCAUAACUGGACAACGUGUGAAACACAGCAACUGUCAGACUCAGGGAAAGAGCAGUCCCACACACUUCCAGCCCUCCUGCUCCUCUUCCUCGUCGUCCUCGUCCUCGUCACUCCAUGGACACAGAUACUCCUCCCCUUGAGUUUGCUGUCCCGUCCCGCCUCUUACCGCCUCAGCUCCCCGUCCCACACCAGAUCCAUUCUCUUCUCAAAGACAGCCGGAGACAUGGCGGUCGGAUCAGCAGCAGUCGUGUUUGAACGAGACUUUCUCUACAUCAACUCUAUCAGAUUCCUUUAGGUCAGCAAACAAGACUGAAAAGCCGAAAACUACUCACAGCCAGUAAUUUGAUGAGAGAUCUGCCUGUCCCCGUGUUCCACUCUUCCUGCUCUGAAUUAACGUUGUGUUUGAGGACAUGUGCCCUUUUAUGUGUUGCCCUUCAUGUCCUCAAAGACAUCUGCUCAAUACAGAACAGUUCAAAUGUGGUCACCCGUCAACUUAAGGUGAACCUGAAUGAAGCCAAACAAAGAUUCCAUUUGAAUCGAAAGAUGUGGCGUUUGAGCAGUUUUUCUGUGGGGUUUGUAGGCUUUCUGACCAACCUCAGAAAUUCACUGUUUACAGGAGAUACCAAAGAAGAAAAGAAACCUACGCCGGUUCAACGUGCCUGGCGAUAAUGAUGAGCUUUAACGCCAGUCAUCCAAGCUGUAGAUGCUAGCAUGGACACAAAUAGACAAAGCACAUCAGAAGUGGGAAUCAUCAUGUGUUCUGUGGGAUGGCCGUCUAGACUGCUUAGCAGGUUGUUCUCAGCUGAUUCAGACUUUCCUCUGGACCGUUAGUGGUAUGGGGAUUUCUUUGUAGUCUAGUGUUGUGUCUUGAAGGUGUUCAUCUCAGUCCACUGCAAACGAGCAGCUGGUGUUAUAUUGUGAUCAGGCCCGUGGAACCAAGCACACUGUGUCCCAUUCGCAUGCCAUUCUGAACAUUAUCGUGGUUUGUUUGAAAGGGAUUCCCCAGAAUUUAGUUUUCAGCGUUUCUUUUGGGUAUACAAUGACUUAGAUGACCUUUGCGGACUUGUAAAGCAGAGUUGUAUAAUGACAAGCACCAAAAAUAUCAACACAAACAUGUAUUAAAGCCACAUUUGAUCCAGGGUCCUUCAACACAUCAGGACCUCAAAAUUGGGCGCUACAGUAGCCUACGUCACCCUAGCCUUGUGGCCUAAAUCUGGAGGAAAAAGCUGAUAGGGUUGCAGGAUUUAUUUUUCUUCAUGAGGUUUCGGUUGCGUAUUGCAUUUGGGACACAACAUUCAAAAAAAACAAAAAAUCUUCCCACAGAGAUGAAUUUGGGCCACAUGUAUUAGCUUUAAGUAUGUAAACUAGUGUUCAUAUGAUAUGUACUGCUGACCAGAUAAUUAGCUGAAAAGAGAAUUAUUAUCAUGUAUCAGUGAUGAAAUAUUCUGUUUCUAGCUACUAGCUGCUCAGUAACUAAUCAAACCAGCCAUGGUGUUUAUGUAAAAAUGCAAAGAGUUGUUCAGAGCUCUUUGGACACAUACUUUUUUUGCCCCUUGUGAUCACAAAAUCAGUUCCACUUGAUGACAUGAGAUAAUCUCAUCCCAGCAUCAAUUGUUUGUUCAGUUUAGAUCACAAAGUAUAUUACAACCAAUGUUGUUAGAAAAUUCACAGGAGUACAUUUCUAAAAUGAGUGGUGACAAGUGUUGCUCCAGGCCAGUCACUUUCCUCAUUCAUUUAGGUAAAUACUGCAGUCAGCAUGAUUGCUGCACUCUGUCGAUUGUGGUCAGAAACACUUACAAAAUCUCUGUCGAGGCCAAGUGCGGUCGGGCUGCAGUGUGUGAGACAGCGUUGUCCUUCAACGCAGUCCUCCACAGCACACACCGACAAAAGCCAGAACCACCAUGUGGAAAAUAUUGGUGUAACACAAGAAGCAGAAGACUUGUAGUGAUAGUGGACGAAGAGAGCCAGCAGGCGGCAGGGGACAGUAGAACAGGGCGCAGUCAUCAGUCAACCAGAGGUUUUAUACUUCAACUAGAAUCCAAGUUUGUGUAUUAGUAAUGCACUUGUGUUUAGCAUCUAACAACCUCUCCUACUUUCAUUUUUCUUUUCUCUGCUUUCAGAAAGAUAUAUAUUUUCUUUAUUUUGAAAGGGAAACGGGAACCAGUUUGGAGGUAUGGGUUUCUAACGUGUCUGUUAAAGCAUUUAGCCGCAGAUUUUAUUUAUUGUGUUUUAUAUUUGAUCCUGCAAACUCUGCAUUCAGCUCCACCGCUUCGGCGAGAGUCACCUUGAGAGCAGAUUCCUCACCGACCUGCUUGUAUACAUGGCAUGUAGAGUGAAAUAUGAAUACAAAAUAUACCUCAUGAAUUUCUUUUAUUUUUAUUGUGCAUCCACUUGAAAUCAAUGUUUUACUGCAACGGAUCACUGGAUUAUUUUUUUUCUUUUUCAUAUUUUGUAUGAUUAUACCAAAGAAGGGAAUAUUUUAUUGACACACAUCUACCUCAUUUGUUAUAGACUGUGCCAAUAAGCAUGUCCACAAUCUUAUUCGCCAGUGUGCUCAUGAUGCUUCAUAUCCAUGUAUUUUGCGAGCACAAAAUACUUUCCAGUAAAAAAGAGGGAUAAAAGCAAAACAGCAAACAGUGGAUUAUACUAAAGAAUGAAGCAAUGCGUUCAAAGUGCUUUUUACAUUGGGUGUUUUGCCAGCGCGACACCAAAUGCCUUUUGUGGGACAGAGCAGAAGGGAUGGAUGUCAUGAAAUCACAAACACAAAGAGGAAGAAAAGCACCUUGAAACUAUGAAGGGCCCUCAUGUUCUGUUUGUGUGUGGGCCCUGAGGACGGUGGGAUCAGUCUUAGGGCUGGACACGUCCUGCCAUGAAGGAAGUUUGAUUUAAAGCAACCGAUCACAUAAGGUUAAGAGAGCAGAGAAAUCAAUGAACGGGCAAAUCGAUGGACCAGCUGAUAUUCUUGUGUACUGUUUAUCAUAUUGGUUGAAGUAACAAGAUGUGAAAGAUGUGUUUGAGCAGAAAAAUCAGAAUGUCAGUUCAUGAUAUUCAGUCUGUUAAUCGUCUGGGCUUGGUUGUACCAGCUCGACGUAAGAAAGUUAAGGUGCAUUCACACUAUGGGCAUCAAAAGCUGGUGUUCUGUCAGUGGGGAGUGUCACCCCAGAGUCUGCUGAUGUCAUAGAAGCUUGGGUUUGGUUCAGACAUUGACUGUAAAUACAACGCUGGCGAAGCAAACACUUGAUACGUCAGUGGAGCAACAACUCUUGGAGCUUUCACGUCACACGUCUCGUGUUCAUCAUGUUGACUCUUCACAUUACCGUCUUUGACUGAAAAUUAGUUCUAGCUUGUCACUCCCUCGCUGAUAGUGUGAAUGCACCGUAAGCCCUACGUUGAGUUCAGGUUCAUCGCAGUGACAGUUACCAUGGCUGUCAUAUUGCUAUGGUUAAUUACCUUAUCUUAAAAGACUUGGCCAAAAAAUAGAUUAAUAUACGACUACCAAGCCUGAGUAAUAAAUACUUUUGUCCAAAAUAAGCCUCAAUCGCAUCGUACACAAUCUGAACCCUUUCUGAAAAGUGCUAUCUACCAUAUAUGGUUGAGAGUUUCCACUUUACACCUUGCUCUGUCUAGGAGUAAGAUUUAGCCUCUAGACGGUGCAGCAGGUUUUAACUCCUGUAAAGUGUGUUUACGCCCAGCCUACUGUUACUGUCCGGUGUACGAGCAGCUGAUGAAACCGGCCGUUGUUCCACAGCUUGUUCCAAACAUUUAAACACUGGCCACAUUUGCAACGGAUCUGCUCAGGUCCAUGACCCUAUCUGAGACAUUGCUUGCCGAAAGUAAAUCGGCAGGCAAUUUAAAUUCUUGAGAGAAAGCAAACAUUUGGAACUUUGAUCCACUCCGCUGAUAAAGCACUGUAUGCUUUUGUCUGUCUUCCUCACUGUACAAGAUUCUUCACGCAGACUGUUCACAGCUGACGAUUUAAAAUGCUACCAGUUCAGUUUCAUGAUGACAGUGUAGUGCUGCAGGCUAAUUAGUGGUGAUGAAACUAAUAAUAUAUUGUGUGACUGUAUGUAUAUAGAUGGUGAUGUUGAAAUUGUACAAACACAGUUGUGCAGCAGAGGACAAUCCUCAGCCAAUACGAAGAGCUGACUCUGACGUCAGCCGUGUUGUUAACGGUGGUUGUGCUUUAUAAUUCUUGUGUUUACUUGAAAUGUGUUCUUUAGCAAUCAGACAGAUGUGCAGGUUGAUCCAGCAAAGGUCUUAUACACACUCUUGAUGUUGUAUCCUUGAAAAAAAACGUUUAAUAUUAAGAGAUUUUUCAUAGUAGCUGGACUAGAGAGAUCUCCCUAAUCUGAAAGCUGUGGAGCGUAGCUUCAGCCACGGUGAUGUUCAUAUGGUCCCCUACUAAGACCUCAGAUAGCAUCCUUAUUAUCUUUGUCAGAAGCAUGCACACGUUUCUCCUACCUUCGAAGAGCUGUAAAGUGGGAUUUGUUUUCAUGGAUACCAGUGGGGUGUUCAAUACAUUUUCCCCUCUAUGGACAUUAGAAUCUCCCUGGGACAGUAUUCCAGUUUUUAACUAAGCACUUCUUUUAACCGUGACCAUAAUAUGAUUUAUGAUGGCAACGGGGGCAGCAGAAGUAUGUCACUGACUAAUAUGUGUUGUUUUGGCUGUAGUUUAGUUGGAAAAAGUUCCGCCCAACAGCAGCUCUUCAUUCUCCACAGCUACAACGUGUGCUGAUACGUGGGGGUUGUAGUCCUUAGAUCCAUCUGCCGUACUAAAACGUGAACAAAAAAAAGUUGAUUCAAAGUAAAGGGCACAGCUUGAUGAACACUGAGAUCAUGGAAAGAGAAUAGUUAUUUCUUCCACUUUACAAUUCUAUAGCAUAUUUUCUUUUAAAAAAAAAAAGGGAAGUCCUUUUUGAGUUGACAAGCAGCUGCGAAGUAAGAAAAAAACAUAAUGUACUUCUACUAUAGUAACGCUAUGAUUUCACAAUUCCAUUUCUUUGAAAGGGUAAAUUGUGUAUUUAUUUUUUUACACGAUUUUCAGAGGUGUGGAAUCGAGUCACACAACUUGGAUUCAACACAAUUUUCAUGACUUUAGGUGUACAAACCACUGGCUUGUGGCUACAUUUGGACUUGAUACUCCAUCAAGAUUAGAAAGCAUACCACAGUAUUUAAAAUGCACGUCACUAUUUUAUUGUAUAUUAUUAUUAUUACUUUUAAAAUAUGGACUUAACAUUCACAGCAAGCUGAGUUGGGGCUCAUUUUGUAAAACAAAACCAAAAAAAACAAACCAAAGUGAUACGUUCACAGUGCUCUUUAUGUCCAUUAAGAAUACAUUGGAAUUAUGACAGUAGUUAAAAGGAAAAAAAAGCUAUUUUUUACAUUUAUGGAACAAAUGUUUAUAUAUGCAAACAUGUCUCAAAUAGUUAGAAUUAAACAGUGAGCCAGUAGUGACAAAUAAAUCUUGCUAGGAUUUGGUACUUGACCCAGAAAAUGACUCGGUCCCACCUCUACUAAUUUUUUAUUUUUUUUUUGCCAUAAAUGUUCUGAAGGUGGUUGCCCACCACCCGGCUCGGAGAUAUGUUGACUUGUCACAGAAUAUCCUGAUUUAUGUCUUACAAGAAAACCAACCAUAGAUUGUAUAUAGAGGUGGGUAAAGUGUCUCCCAUGAAGCUUUGACAGAAGCUGUUCAGUUGGUGCUGGUUGUACAGUUUCCCUGCCUACAAUUUUUUUGCAGCAGAAAGUUAGUCUGGAAUUGGGCCAAUCAAAAAAUGGGAGUUAUUUAGAGUCUUUAAUCAUGUCUGUUGUAAAAAAAAAAAAAAAAAAAAACUGACAGCAAAAUAACUAAAGAACCAACAAUUAGCAUUUGUCUGUAAAACUGCGACAAUCCUUUACUUCAGCGUGACUCAUUUUGUUGAUUUGAAACAGAUCGUUAAAGUUACAGUCUUCACGAUUUCCUCCCCGAGGGCUACUGUCAAUCACUGCAGUCAUAAUGAUGUCAUUUCCUGUUUUAUAGCUUCAAAUGACUACUUAAAAUGGAAGUUAGAAGAAAAACAAUGUGGAGUCUGGUGUUGUAGUGGCUCAUGUCUGAUCCACUAACAUGGAGGGCACACGGAUUAUGACCUCAACUGCAACAAGACACCAGCCUGAAAUGCUUUGACUUUACUUUUACAAAGCUGUCAAUUUGUCCAUCUUCAUAUACAAUCUAUGAUUAAUACACCUGUUCUUUCGCUACUGUGAAAACUCAACAUAUAACACCUUAAAAAUCUCCAAAUCUCUAAUCUCGACCCUGGUCCAAAUCAGUGAGGACAGUGUUUUGUACUUCCAUGGUCCAGAUGUUCCUAAUAGGUCAGCCUUGUCUUUUCCCUCUACCUGUACAUACUGCUGAAUGAGGCCAAUCACCGAGCACUUCAGAUAGCUGUGAGGCCUCAGCGUUGAAUCACUGACAUUCUCCUGACCAAAGAGUUUCUUAAGCUGUGACUGCACUCACUUUAUUUUUAGGUUAUAAUCAACAGCAGAGCAAAGAGGAGGCAGCAGCUCUGCAUGCA
Messenger RNA from Mugil cephalus (flathead mullet), 8433 nucleotides. RefSeq names its product AT rich interactive domain 3C (BRIGHT-like) (gene arid3c). The record is from RefSeq and is a predicted model, not a curated record. Gene Ontology annotation, cellular component: nucleus. Lineage: Eukaryota; Metazoa; Chordata; Actinopteri; Mugiliformes; Mugilidae. Gene Ontology annotation, molecular function: DNA binding. The transcript is spliced from 8 exons. Gene Ontology annotation, biological process: regulation of transcription by RNA polymerase II. The coding region runs from base 241 to 2025 and encodes 594 amino acids.